Molecule: messenger RNA, 3486 nt
Organism: Apodemus sylvaticus (European woodmouse)
Lineage: Eukaryota; Metazoa; Chordata; Mammalia; Rodentia; Muridae
Gene: Hlf
Product: HLF transcription factor, PAR bZIP family member
Exons: 4
Coding region: 428-1318 (296 amino acids)
Biological process (GO): regulation of transcription by RNA polymerase II
Cellular component (GO): nucleus
Molecular function (GO): DNA-binding transcription factor activity, RNA polymerase II-specific; RNA polymerase II cis-regulatory region sequence-specific DNA binding
Source: RefSeq, a predicted model, not a curated record
CGCGCGAGGGUCCGGGGCCCGCGCUUUGCCUUCUGCUCCUCUGCAGCCGUCUACGUUUUCUUAAUUCUUCCUUUCCUUAUUUUUUCUCCUCCCUUUGAAAUUUUGAACAUUUUGCAACACUGAGUGUUGGAGGCAGGUGUGAACGAGCAUCCUGCACAGGGUCGGAGGAGUCCGCGGCGCUGGAUGCGCUCUCCCUGGACUGUCCGCACUGAGAACCCGAAAGUUUUUUUGUUUUGUUUUUAAAUUUUGAUAUUUGUAUGCUGAUGUAUUUACAAAGACAGAAGUGAUUAUUAUUAUUAUUUUCUUCCUUGUCUGCGCUGUUUUGAAAGCGAGUACUUUUGGUUGGCAAAGGACGAAGGAAAAAAGCUCAUCAACAUUUCGGGGCGGCGAUUGGCCUUCUUUUUAAAAGACAAUUGAGUGCAUCACGAUGGAGAAAAUGUCCCGACAGCUCCCCCUGAACCCCACUUUUAUCCCGCCUCCCUACGGCGUGCUCAGGUCCCUGCUGGAGAACCCGCUGAAGCUCCCCCUUCAUCCUGAAGACGCAUUUAGCAAAGACAAAGACAAAGGAAAGAAGCUGGAUGAUGAUAAUCACAGCCCGACCGUCCCCCAGUCGGCCUUCCUGGGACCCACCCUAUGGGACAAAACUCUUCCUUAUGAUGGAGAUACCUUCCAGUUGGAAUACAUGGACCUGGAGGAGUUUCUGUCAGAGAAUGGCAUCCCCCCGAGUCCAUCGCAGCACGACCACAGCCCUCACCCUCCUGGCUUGCAACCUGCUUCGUCCACGGCUCCUUCCGUCAUGGAUCUCAGCAGCCGGGCUAGUGCACCCGUCCACCCUGGCAUCCCGUCUCCGAACUGUAUGCAGAGCCCCAUCAGACCAGGCCAGCUGUUGCCAGCAAACCGCAAUACACCAAGUCCCAUUGACCCUGACACCAUCCAGGUCCCAGUAGGGUAUGAACCGGACCCAGCAGACCUUGCCCUCUCCAGCAUCCCAGGGCAGGAAAUGUUUGACCCUCGCAAACGGAAGUUCUCUGAGGAAGAACUGAAGCCACAGCCCAUGAUUAAGAAAGCUCGCAAAGUCUUCAUUCCCGAUGAUUUGAAGCAGGAUGACAAGUACUGGGCGAGGCGCAGAAAGAACAAUAUGGCAGCCAAGCGCUCCCGUGAUGCUCGGCGGCUGAAAGAGAACCAGAUCGCAAUCCGGGCCUCAUUCCUGGAGAAGGAGAACUCGGCCCUGCGCCAGGAGGUGGCUGAUUUAAGGAAGGAGCUGGGCAAAUGCAAGAACAUACUUGCCAAGUACGAGGCCAGGCAUGGGCCCCUGUAGGAUGGCAUUUUUGUGGGCUGGCUUUUGAAUAGAUGGACAGCUUGUUUCCUGUCUGGUAGCACCACACCCAAACCAACCUUUCUGACAUCAGCACUUUACCAGAGGCAUAAACGCAACUGACUCAUAUUUCAGUGUGCAUCUGUGCGUAUGUAUGUUUGUGUGCGUGUGUGUAUAUAUGUGCUUAUGGUCCCAUGUGUGGUCAGCGGUGUGCAUGUGUGAGUGUGUGUAUGUGUGUAUUCCUUCACACUUGUCGUUUAAAGAUAGUCCUCUUGUUGUCUUUUAGUUCCAAACAAGAAAGGUGCCAUGUUUUUAUUAGACCCUGGAGACCCCCGCGGGGUUUCCUCCCCUUCCUUCUUCCCUCCCGCCUCUUUCUGCCUUGCUGUGUGUUCUGGUGAUCUUACUUUGCCAGGGUCUGUGUGGCUUCAGGAAGCAGGGCCCUGGAUCUCAGUCAUCAAGACCAUAAGCUCUUGUUUCUGUUUCAACCAUGAAUUACCAUGCUAAAAAGGUGCAUAGCAUAGCCUAGCAUUAGCUGCAGCUGAAUUCCUUUAUAGGUUGCCCUCCCCCCCACCUGCUUCCCUUUUUCCUCUCUACUCUUUCUCAUUUUCCUUUCAGUUUUGGUGAUAAUUGUCUUCAAAUUCAAAGUGCUGUUUAGAUUUAGUAGAUUCCCAUAUUUACUUACUGCUACCUACUAAGUUUCCUUUUAAUUCUACCGACCCCAGAUAAGUAAGUACCAUUAUAGAACACAGAGUGUGUUUUGCACUGUCUGUACCUAAAGCAAUAAUCCUAGUGUACGCUAGAGCAUGCUGCCUGAGUAUUAACUAGUGGACGUAGGAAAAUUUUCCCUACCUAGGAACUUCACUGUCUUUUAAAAAUCAAAAAUAAAGUAAUGCAUAUGCGCAUGACCAGAAUAUUCUCAGGACAGGGAAGGAAGAGGGCACUGGAAGGCCUAAGAAUGAGGGGUUAAUUUAUCAGUAUGUAAGCCAAAAAAAAAUUAAUGCAUCUUGGAGAAACCUUUGCCGUAGAUGUGCCCCGUCUCGCCGUCUCCCCUUCCCAUGCCCAGCCCGUUCCCACUUUUCUAGAUCACUUUUUCCAUUUCCCUCUUGAUAUUCAAAAUGAUUGACUUAAGAUUCAGUUCACCCACUUUUUUGUGUAAUAUAUAUUUUUGGGACGAUAUUUUGCUGUUUUUAAGAAAUCAGUUAAUUAAGUUAAAAAAAAGUCAGUGUUUUGUGAAGCCCUUCCCCCUUGACCGCCUGUGGUGUCCUUUUUUGAAUGCCUCACAAAUGAAUGAUUCUGGAGCCCGUGUUUCUUAUCCUCUGUUUGCUUCUGAACAUAUGUGCGCCUAUCAAGCGGACUUCUGAAAAAAAAAUGAAUGUAAAAGACACUGGUGUAUCUCAGAAUGGGAUGGUGUUGUCACAAACUGUGGUUUAUCCAAUCAAUUUAAAUGUUUACUGUAGACCAAAAGGAGAGAUUAUUAAAUUGUUUAAUGUUUAUACAGAGUAAUUAUAGGAAGUUCUUUUUUUGUACAGUAUUUUUCAGAUAUAAAUACUGACAAUGUAUUUUGGAAGACAUAUAUUAUAUAUAGAAACGAGAAAAAAAGGAAAACUAUUCCAUGUUUUAAAAUUAUAUAGCAAAGAUAUAUAUUCACCAAUGCUGUUCGGAGGAGUGCUUGGGGUUUUUUGAAGUCUUUAAUAUUUUAAACCUAUUACUGACACAUCAGCAUGUUUUCUGCUUAAAAUUAAAAUUUUAUGACAAUACCGAGGCUUGCUGUGACGGAUCCUGCUCCAAUGCUUUCUUGUUUCUUAUUAGGUCUCAGAAGGAAGUCAGUUAACGUCACCCAAAAGCACAAAAUGGGUUUUAGUCAAAUAUUUAUUGGAUGAUACAGUGUUUUUUAGGAAAAGCAUCUGCCACAUAAAUGUUCACUUCAGAAUUCUGAGUCGCUGGAAUGGAGUGUUGUCGCCAGAGCCCCAGAUGAUUCUGUUCUCUUUCGGCCUGUGCAUCUCCUGCAGUGUAAGGUUGACCUCGGUGCUAUGUGUAUGGCUAAGAGUUUGAUAGAUGUUUUGACUUUAAAGAUGGCUGUAAUUUUGUUUCACUGAGUUGUAUAAUGUCAAGAGAGUCUGCUUUUUCUUCAAAGGCACAUUUUGUGCUCGAUUAAAAUCCCCUUUCAUCCA